UUUUCUUGUUUACGCAGGAUAGAAACAAGAUGGGAGAUCCAUUACCAUUAAGACUAGCACUGCCUGAGCUGAGGUAUCCGAUUGGAUCAGAGCCAGAGAAGACGAUAUCGAUAAACCAACACUCGAUAGUUGCUUAUAUCAAAACUGUUAAGGAAAUUCUAGGAAAUGAUGAGUUCAACAGAAUAAGAGGGACGUUUUUGGGACCGGUGAUCAAGCUUGGAGAGAGGUCUUUGAAAUUAUCAGCUAAGAUAGUGCACGCAGUUCUCACCAAAAGCAUCAAGACAGUGAAGAGACACGAAGCAUGGUUCCAUUUUGGUGCUCAGCCAAUGAGGUUCUCUAUAAGAGAAUUCCACAUGGUGACUGGUUUGAAAUGUAGUGGUGAAGCAAGAGAACCACGAGAGGGAACCGAGAAAUUUAAGUGGGACUUCCUAAAAGGGCGUACUCAUACAGUAAAGGACGUGGAGAAGCAGCUCAGAAACACAAGAGAAGAUGCUUCUGAUGAGAGAUUCUGCCUUGCAAUGCUCCUCCUGAUUGAGAGCAUACUACUACAGAAGAGCCUUCUCGACGGUGGCACAACUUUUACUUUGGAUUAUGUGAAAAUAGCGCAGGAUAUGGAUGUCUUGAUGACAUACCCAUGGGGGAGAACAGCUUAUAAUUUGCUGUUAAAAUCACUUCAGAGAGCUGUCGACAAAAGCCUCGACAAAAACAAUUAUGAUUUGCAAGGGUUCCCUAUGGCAUUUCUUAUAUGGAUACUUGAGUCAGUACCUUUGCUACAGUAUGCAUUCAGUCAAGUUGUUCCUAUUCUGAGCGUUCAACCGUCUACCCCAAUAUUUUUGUGUGAGAAGUACCUUCAAAUAGCUUCUCCACAGCUGAUAGAUGUUCUCCUAAUUGAAAUCAAAGAUCAUGUAAGUUUUUACAUUAUUUUUUUCUUGUUUUGCCUUAUGAUUCUCCAUUUAAAAGCUAAUUAUUUUUAUGGUUUCAGCUUAAGGUCACAUGCAUCCUACCUCCUAUUUCUAAUGAUCCAGAAGCUGAUGUUUGCAUGGAAGACGAAGCUAAUAAAGAUCUGGAUGACAUGGCCGAUUUAUCCAAGAGAGGUUAUAAGUUUAAAAUUAGAGAUUGGCGAAACAUGUCAGUAGACCUAUACGGUGCUAAUGAAGAAAUAAGAAGAGCAUCUUUACUGUUUGGGAAUGGAGGGAUGAGUCAAGCUUCUACUUCGUAUCAGGAGGAGUCUUUGGAAUCAAAGAUCAACAGAAUCAGCGAGAUGGUGGGAGAUAAUUUAAGGAUCAUGAACGAUCGUUUGUGUUUGAUUGAAAAAGACAGGAAACAGAUUAAAGAACGUGUGACAAAACUAGAGAAACUACAAAGAGUUACUUCAUAUGAAACUCCAAACAAUGAGACUGACACAACUCCAUUUCAUGAGACGGCUUCCAGACAAGGUGAAGCCAAUGCAGAUCAAGCAGAUGAACAACUUAACAAUGAGGC
Messenger RNA from Brassica napus (rape), 1482 nucleotides. RefSeq lists its product as uncharacterized. Bases 30 to 1136 code for a protein of 368 amino acids. Lineage: Eukaryota; Viridiplantae; Streptophyta; Magnoliopsida; Brassicales; Brassicaceae. The record is from RefSeq and is a predicted model, not a curated record. The transcript is spliced from 2 exons.